This is a messenger RNA of Panicum hallii, 1073 nucleotides long. Its product is annotated as UPF0014 membrane protein STAR2-like. Gene Ontology annotation, biological process: response to aluminum ion. The transcript is spliced from 3 exons. The record is from RefSeq and is a predicted model, not a curated record. Bases 102 to 950 code for a protein of 282 amino acids. NCBI's taxonomy places the organism in Eukaryota, Viridiplantae, Streptophyta, Magnoliopsida, Poales, Poaceae.
ACUGUGCACCCGCCAUCUUGGGCGCCGCGUUGACCGACGCGUCAGCGUCUGCUACAUCCAUCCGCCGGAACCAAGCUCGCCGGUGAGGUAACUAGAUCGAGAUGGAGCACGCGUCGGUGUUGCUGGAGCAGCUGGCGCCGCCGCAGCCGGACCUGGGGGCGCCGGGCUUCUGGCGGGACUUCCUGGUGGGCAUGCUCAAGCCGCUCGCCGCCACCGCCGCGGUCGCCCUGGCCGUCGCGCUCAGCUUCACGCAGCGCCUGGGGAUCGAGCGCGAGAUGCUCUACGCCAUCGCGCGCUCCUUCGUCCAGUUCUCCGUCGUCGGGUUCGUGCUCCACUUCAUCUUCUCCCAGAAGAACACCGCGCCCUGGAUCCUCCUCGCAUACCUCUUUAUGGUGACGGUCGCCGGCUACACGGCCGGCCAGCGCGCGAAGCAGGUCCCCCGCGGGAAGUACAUCGCCUUCGUGUCCAUCCUGGUCGGCACGAUGAUCACCAUGGCCCUGCUCGUCGCGCUCAGAAUCUUCCCCUUCACCCCAAGGUACAUCAUCCCCGCCGCCGGUAUGAUGGUCGGCAACGCCAUGACCGUCACCGGUGUCGCCAUGAGGAAGUUCAGGGAGGACGUCAAGAUCCAGAAGAACCUGGUAGAGACUGCACUAGCUCUAGGUGCAACACCACGUCAGGCUACACACCAGCAGGUUAAGAGGUCGCUGGGCAUCGCCUUGUCGCCCGCCAUCGACAACGCCAAGACCGGGGGCCUGAUCUCUCUCCCGGGCGCGAUGACGGGCCUCAUCAUGGCAGGCGCGUCGCCGCUGGAGGCUACUCAAGUACAAAUCACUCUCAAGAACAUGCUCAUGGCUGCCUCCACCAUCAGCAGUAUCCUCUCGUCUUACCUCUGCUGGCCGGCUUUCUUCACCAAGUCAUUCCAGCUUAAAGACGAAGUCUUUGAUGACUAGUAUGGUAUAUUUUUUGCAAAUGUAAAAAACUUACCAAAAAAGGGCUAAAUUGCAAAAAAAACAAAAAUACACUAGUAUCUUAACUAGUGCUGAAGUAUAAGUGGACUAUCUGUCUUUUCCCAA